Molecule: messenger RNA, 1080 nt
Organism: Stylophora pistillata
Lineage: Eukaryota; Metazoa; Cnidaria; Anthozoa; Scleractinia; Pocilloporidae
Product: mitochondrial inner membrane scaffold 2
Cellular component (GO): mitochondrion
Source: RefSeq, a predicted model, not a curated record
CUGUCCAUCGUCAUUGCAAGGAUUUGUGGUAAGAUUUGCGCAUAUUACCCGCCAGCUUCUAUUCUGUUAAGUAAGACACUACAAGAUGAUUUCAAGUUCUUCUCUUCGUCUUAUUAUGACAAACUGUCGGGGAAUUUCAAAACAUCCAAGGGCUCUCCUUUCGUUCAUGGGUAACGCCACCUUAACUCGCUUUCAAUCUCCUGCUCAAAGUGGCCAUUCACUGUGGUUACGUUUCGGGAGACCGUUGCACACUUCUGCCUUUAGAGAAGCGGAUAAACCUGCAGCAGAAAGUACAACGGAAAAAGAGAAAGGUGGAGAGAAUGUGCCGCUUAGGGACAGACUUAAGUCCGUUGUCGCAGAAUAUGGAACGACAGCUGUGGUGUUUCACGUAACUAUAUCUCUCACUUCCUUGGGGUUGUGUUACAUUGCUGUGAAAAGUGGAAUUGAUGUACAAGCUGCUCUUCAGUUCAUUGGAGUGAGCUCAUCAGUGGCUGAUUCAAGUGUUGCAACAGAGGCCAGUACUUUUGUGAUGGCAUAUGCUUUCCAUAAAGUUUUUGCUCCACUGAGGAUGUUUAUGACCAUCAGCUGCACACCGCUUAUUGUCAGAAAGCUACGCAAAAUGGGUUUUCUCAAGGAGCCAUUGAGGCAAUAAAGAUCAACAAUGCAUGCAUAGUAAAUAAGAAGCUGAGUGGUACAUGCAUUUUGACUGGUUCUUCCACAUGAUCUGUUGGAGGACAGACACUAUUUAUGAUGUAAAACAAAUAGAUUCUAUGUUGCAGUGGGUGUAUACCAGAGUAGAUCACUCUCAUCGGUGCCUUGUGUGGUACUUUUUUGUUGUUACCAUAUUUUGAAAUCAUCUGUGAUCUACUACUGAACAGACACAUGGAGUCUAUUUGUUAAUUGCUUGCAUGGAAGGUGUUUUGUGACUGGUUGUUAAAAAUGUUAACCAAAGGCUAUGGCUUCACUAAGUAAGAGAGAAUUUCUUUUGAUGACUUUUUUGUAAUGUUUUGUAAGUGAAGAAUAUUCCUCUAUGCAAUUGUAAAUAUAUUUGUCACAGGACAAUAAAAGAAAUACUCAGGA